AUGGCUUCAAAAUCAUCGUCGAAUGUACACAUUCUGCCAUUUCCCAUUCAUGGUUCAACAAUUGAAUGCCACGGUGACGAUGGUAUUGAAACUACUGGGGACAUCGCGGCUCCUCUUCAUGUAUCAACGGCAUUUGUUUCCGGCGCAUCAGAAUCAUCUGGUCAAGUGUACAGUAGAUUACAAACUGUUACAAGGGCAAGAGUCGAAGCAGUGCUUGGAGCAGUGGAAGGUGGCCAAGCAAUAACAUAUUCGAGUGGACUUAGUGCAGCCACGGCACUCAUCCAUUGCAUCAAGCCAAGAAGUAUGUACGUAGAUGCAGGCUAUCAUGGUGUAAGGGCUGCUUUCAAACUGUGGAGUGAACGUGCAAGUGUUGGCAAUGGAAAAAUUGAAUUUCUUACUCUUGAACAAUGUAAAAAAUUGUAUGAACAAAGAGAAAGUCAGCCUCGUGCAGGUUGUUCACUUUGGCGUCCGGCAGAUAAGGAUGAAGAGCGUGCUCUCGACUUGAUUUGGAUUGAGAGCCCAUACAAUCCUUAUGCGACGGUGGCUGAUCUUGAAUGGUUUGCUGAACUAGCCUCUCGAACUGGCGCUUGUUUUGCAGUGGAUAGUACUCUGUCGUCUCCACUUGGUCAACGUCCUUUAGAACACGGAGCUCAUGUUGUCAUGCACGCAUCGACCAAAUAUCUCUCAGGGCACAGCGAUUUACUUGGUGGUGUUCUCAUAGUUCACUCUUCAUUGUCUGACAGACUUGGAUGCAAACUUCUUGCAGAACGCAAUAUUGAUGGUGCUGUCAUGGGUAAUCUAGAAACAUGGCUUCUACUAAGAUCGAUGAGAACUCUUUCUCUUCGUGUUCGACGACAAUGUCAGACAGCUUCAAUUGUAGUUCGAUGGCUGGAAAAACAACGGACGGAUGGUCACAAAGUGAAGAAAGUGCAUCAUCCAAGUUUAGAGUCCCAUCCAAGUUAUUCUCUUGCUGCUCGGUAUCUUCGUCUUCCGCCAGCUACAUUUAGCUUCGAGCUUGAGUCCGAAUCUCAAGCCAAAUCCUUUGCUCAAUCGUUGGUUCUCUGUACUCCAGCGACCAGUUUGGGCGGCGUCGAAACAUUGGUCGAUUGGCGUUACAUGCAUGAUACCAGUGUCAGUCCUGCUCUCUUGAGAGUCUCCAUUGGCCUUGAAGAGCCAGAAGAUAUCAUUCAAGAUUUUGAACAAGCAUUGAACCAAGCAAUAUGA
Molecule: messenger RNA, 1224 nt
Organism: Rotaria sp. Silwood1
Lineage: Eukaryota; Metazoa; Rotifera; Eurotatoria; Philodinida; Philodinidae
Source: the annotation of a GenBank genome assembly